Molecule: messenger RNA, 2469 nt
Organism: Maniola jurtina (meadow brown)
Lineage: Eukaryota; Metazoa; Arthropoda; Insecta; Lepidoptera; Nymphalidae
Product: zinc finger protein 23-like
Exons: 5
Coding region: 194-2332 (712 amino acids)
Biological process (GO): regulation of transcription by RNA polymerase II
Cellular component (GO): chromosome; nucleus
Molecular function (GO): zinc ion binding; chromatin insulator sequence binding; RNA polymerase II cis-regulatory region sequence-specific DNA binding
Source: RefSeq, a predicted model, not a curated record
UUUAUUUGUGAAACCACAGGAAACGCUGAUGCUGACGCCUGACGAUCGUUGCUUAUUAAUUUUAAUUUCGCUUUAUUUCGCAAUGAUUACAAGAAAAGUGUCCAUUUGCGGCUUAUAAUAGAUAUUUAAUAUUAAUUAGGCUGUAUAGUAAUAUGUGAUAGUUAUAUUUUGUGUGAAAAGUGGUGAUACAGAAAUGGCUGCGAAAACUUCCGAUUGGCGUCCUGGGCCGACUGUGUGCCGUUGUUGCCUUUCGGAAGGGUGUUAUAAGGACAUUUCAACUGAAUAUUUUUGGAUGGGGAAACGGGAAGUGUACUCCGAGAUGUUAUCAGAGACCUUCGAUUUAUCUAUAUCAUACUCCAAGUCUGGUGGCCCCAACAGUCAGAGCCGUCUAAUCUGUGAGCCCUGUAUUGCACGGUUGCGGGAUGCGGCGGACUUCAAGCGUCAAGUGCAAGAGUGUGAGAAGACCUUCAUGAGCUGCCUUGACCCUGUCGCGGCGCUCAGUGACUUGCAAGCUGUGUUGGAAAUGGACAAGGAGGUGAAAGUGGAGAUGGUGAUGAAGGAGGAGAAGAGGCACAGCGACGACGACUUCGACGACGUGCCCGACUUCGGCGACGACGACGACUACGACGACCUUGAUGACCAGCCCUUAACGAAACUAGCUACUAAAAUACCCAAAAAGGAGACAGUGGACGUGCUAGACUUGCUCGACAACGCCAAAAUCACCGCCAAGAGGAAGUCCUCCUCCAAACUCAAGACUCACCCAUCGAAAAAGUCCAAAAGCAAACAAAUAGCCACGUCGAGCAAGGAAAAACCCGAGCCGAAGAAGAAAAAAGGGUCCAAAUUGGAAAUUCGCGGGCGUAGGGAGAGUGAGAGUGAGAGAAAGAAAAUUAUUCUCGUAUAUCAGACGCCACAGCGGCGUAACGCGGAACUAAUACUCAGGCAUUCCACCGCGUAUCCCUUUAAGACGCGAUUUAGUCAGAUACUGUGCGCCUUUUGCCACGACGAAUACAACGCGUUGUCCAGUCUACGAUACCACAUGAAAACAGACCAUGUCAAUACGGAUUUCAAAAACGUUUUCUAUAGGACGAAAGAUAAUUUAAUCAAAGUGGACAUCACCGAUUUGAAAUGUAACAUAUGUCACCAGGAUAUACAAGAUGUGGAUACUCUGAUGGGUCACCUGUCUCGAGACCAUAAUAAGCCUGUCAGGUUCAACGCGCGAUUCGGCGUUCUGCCGUACAAGCAGAACGCUAUCGACCAUUGGGUGUGCGUGUACUGUCAGAAGAAUUAUCUGGAGUUUAUACAGUUCAAGCGUCAUAUAACCACUCAUUUUAUGAACUUUAGUUGCGAAAAGUGCGGUACGAUGUUUAUUUCGGAGCACGCGUUGCGGGAUCAUCGGCGACAGGUGAAAUGCUUUAGGACGGCGUAUAAACCUCGUAAUGGGAGAGUGAUGAGGCCGCGUUCCAACGCUGAAAUCAUCCUCCAAUGCUCAACAGCUUGUCCCUUCAGGACUUGGAAGAGUAAUUUCAACUGCGUUUUCUGUAGAGUACAAUCUAGCGACCCUAGCACGUUGCGAGCCCAUAUGCUAACCAGGCACGAGAAUUACGACGUACAAGCGGCGUUCUAUAAAAAGUUGGGUAAAGAAUUCCUCAAAAUAGAUAUAACAGAUCUUCAGUGCAAAUUGUGCUUUAUGCCUAUUGAGAACUUCGAAAACUUGACAUACCAUUUGAAGAACGAUCACCAGCAGCCUAUUAAUUCUGACGCCCAGUUAGGUGUUCUUCCGUUUAGAUUGAACGAUGGGUCGAUUUGGAAGUGUACAAUGUGCCCGAACGAGUUCAAAGAUUUCAUUUCACUGAAGAAGCACACAUCAGAGCAUUUCCAGAACUACGUUUGCGAUACUUGCGGCGAAGGGUUCAUUACAGAAUCUGCUAUGAUCGCCCACACUAAGAUACCUCAUGAAAAUAAGUAUAGUUGUAGUCGAUGUGUUGCGACGUUCUCGACGCUUGAAGAGCGUAAUGUACACGUCAAAACGCAACACACGUCCACACCGUACAUGUGCGUAUACUGCAAAGACAGGCCGCGAUUUGCAAACUGGGAGCUGAGGAAGAAGCAUCUAAUGGAAGUCCACAAUUACAAAACCGGUGCUGACAAAUACGAAUGCACUACAUGUCAGAAGUCUUUCAAAACUCGCUCAGGGAAAUAUAACCACAUGGCGAGGACUCAUAGGAUAAAAAAGGACACGGAACUUAAUUACCCCUGCCACAACUGCCCGAAGGCUUUCACCACACAAUUGUUCUUGGAUAAGCAUGUCGCCAAAAAACAUUUCGAUGUCUGAUGGGUCUUAUGAAUCCAAAAUGUCAUAAAUCUGCCAUAAUGCUUGUAUUUGCGGGUGUGCAUAUUAGAUUAGAAAUAAAAGAACCGCUUAUUAAACGGAUGCUUUCGAAUAACAAUAAUCACAUGGUUCUUUCUUUU